GCCUAUAGCAAAAUCUAACAUUAUUGACAAUAAUUAUUCUCGUAAAUCUCAGCAAACAAGCGAUUGUUUCGAUAUUUCUAUGGAAUAAUUUGUGUCAUAAUUGCAUGUGCUCGAAUAUGGUUACAGUUUCUAAAAAAAAUAUUCAAUAUGUUAUUAGUCAGUUUAAGCUUCCAUUUCUGGAUUAUCUGUGUAAUUAAUGUACAAUUUUUGUUUCGCCAUUCAACAAAAACACAACAACAUACAUUUUUUACCUUAUAAAUGCAUUUCGGUUUACGUUCAAAACUGUUGACGAUACGAUCGCGUCGCAUAUAUCGGAAAUGAUGAAAGUCAUAUAUGCCAUAAAUAUCAAGCAUCGAACGUACGGGCGGAUGAAAUAAAUUUCAGUCUACAAUUAUAAUUAACAAUUACGAUGGAAUAGAAUCAAACAAAAGAAGUGAGCAGGUCGUUUAUUAGUUUUCAUUUUGUAUGUUUUUCUUUUGAUAUGGAUACAGUAGCACUCAAUUAAUUAAAAAAAAAACUCUCAUCGAUUUGGUGUUUCUUAUCCGGAAUUUGAUCAUUUUAACAUUUCAAUGAUGUUCAUGACCUUCGUGAAAGAUCCGCUGUUAUUUACUCUGCGCUCAUUCAAUUCGAAAAAGAAACGUUUCAUUUCACAAUCGAAUCAAGGUGAAUAGUGUCAGAUUGCGAAUAGGCAAACGCGGACAGAUUUUUUUUUUGUUUUCACUUUAGUAAGAUCUCGUCGACGAAGUAGGCAAUUAUAUUUCGCAAAUUGUGUGUCUUAAAUUAGACACAUUUUUGAGCUGCAAUUGCAACACAUUCGUUGCGUUUACACGACAAAAAAAAAAACAAAGGAAUCAGACAGAACAAUGCUCUUUGUUCUAUGAAAUCGAAUUUUUGCGGCAACGACGAAAAACACAAACCUGAAAUUUCUUGCGCAUUUAAAUAAUGUCGUAUGUCGCACACGGCAAAUAUAUUCUACCAGCCCUUACUGUUGUGGAUAAUAGCACUCAGAAUAAAUGAACUUGAUUCUCAACGUCUAUUUGAAAAACCAUGAGCCGUUGAAAAUUGCGUCUUAAAUUUACAUGUGAUUCUAUAAAUAGCGUACGAUUUGAAAAUAAAGCGCGGUGUAGAAGAGCAAACAGAGAAGAAAUGAAAGAAAAAAAAAUCGGCAAACAAAAAUCCACGUAUCGAUGGUCUGGUACCAACACUCGGCGCAAAAAAAAAAAAUCAAUGUCUGGCAUUUGUAGGUUCAUGAAUUCUCGGCUAAUACUACAAAAAGAGUGAUAAAUUCAUGGUGCGUUCAAGCAUGUUAUGUUAUUAAACCGCAUGCAUGCAUUCAUUCCAUUUCGAUUAUAGCGUCGAGGUGAAUCAUAUGUUCUCACUGGCCCGAGCCUUUUGUUGUUGAAUAAGCGCUUGUCUAUUGCAUGAUUUAACGUUAGUCACACACACACACACACACACACACACACACACACACACACACACACAUUUGUGGAGUGCAAUGUGCGAUUUGGUUCAACAUCGCACAUCUAUUAUGUAUGGCCUUAAUAAAUUAUUAUACAGCAGUGUCGAUUGAAUUGACAAUCGGACCACUGGUGUAUAAACGAGCGCACACACACGAAACCAAAACGAGCUGCAGAACAAAUAUUGGAAAAUUUACGAAAUGGAAAGCAAAAGCUGUCACAGUUCAUAUUACGCUCAAUUUGUUGUUUGGGAUUGUGCGUUUUUUUCUCUCUUUCAUUUUCAAUAAAUGAGCUUUACGUCAGACGCGAUCGUUCGUAUAGUUAAAAUGCGCCUUUUAUUUGUUUCAAUAGCUCACAAUGUAUAAUUUCGAUUCGUGUUAAAUUUUUAUACAUUUAUGAGAGAGAUAUUCAUUGGCGCUUCGCUUUUUUUGUUGAUGAUUUCUGUUUUUGUUUCAGCUCAUACUAAUUGCGCUGCGUACAUCUUUUUUCACAGUACAUAUACACAUAACAUUUUGUAACAAAGCCAAUUCAAUGGCUUUGAAAUUCAAAUCGAUUGGUGUGAUGCGUGCACUAGUAACAAUAAUGUUUUCUUUUUCUUCUGCAUCGCCCUUAAAUUGUAAACACAAUAAAAAAAAAGUUCAGAUUUUAAUUUUCGGUGCAUUUUCUGCGAAUGUUAAAUUAAUCUUUAGCUCAUCACCAAAAACGAGACAAGAUUAUUGUUAGUAUUAAUGCAAUGCAUGUGUUUCAUUCGAUAAUCACUGUGAUUAAUUAUUUAAUCGAUGCCCCAUAUCGAUUUCCAUUCCAUUGGAUUCUCUUAUUAUGCAAGCUCGUUUCCAGUUGGUUGUUUGUUUGUUUUAUUCGUUGUGUAUACGAAUGUUUUUUCUCUCUCUCUGUCUCGCAUACUUCUCACUGGAACACCGAACAGGUGAACAAACGAGAAGUGAAUGCAUGAUAAAUAUUGAAACAGAGUUCACGUCCAAUUACCUCCGUACACGUUCUUUUGUUUAUUGUUUAUCGAAGAUAAAUACAUGAGCCCCAUAUUACAUGUUCUUUCUUAAUCGACAGAUUUCAUACGAAAAACAAUAGCAUUCAUAUCUCUUCCGAAUAUUAAAUUGUCGGAUCGAAACAUGUGACGUUUUCGGGAGAAAAGAACUCUUCGCGUAAAAAUCGGAUUUUCAUGUUUCUUUUCAAUGAUUUCAUUUUACGAGAGCAAAUGAAUAAAAUUGCAUUCGCAUGUGCAUCUGAACAAAGAAGAGAGUCACAUAUGCACGGUCAUCGCGCUGACUCUUGUGCUGUUUAUUUGACAUUAAUUGCCCCCGACAUUUAUGGAAUGUUCGCAGUGUAAAUGUGGAAAAGUCAUUUGAGUUUAAGGAACCGCGCAGUUUGAGUCAGAUAUUUUGUGUUUUUGCCUCUUGCCACGCGUAUUCCAUAACGUCGUUGUUUUUCCCAUUUUCCUGUGUGGCUGCCGUGAAAUUUUCCAUUUUGCGUCGUACAUUUGUUCAUUUCGGUUGAUUCAUAAUGUUUCAGACUACGUAUCACUUCUACGUAUUCAUGUGGACUUUUAAUUGCAGCAGAGAGUUCAAUGUGUUUUUUAAACGAUGACUUGUUUUCUGCGCUGCUUUUCAUCUCAAACCAGCCAGCCAGCCCGCUAGCCAAUCAUUUCAGUUGGACAAGAGCCAAUUAGUGGAAUAAAACAACGACACGUUUUUUGUUUUUUGUUUCCAACGAACAAAAGUCACAUGCGAUGCGAACGAUCUGUUAUGUGGAAAAUUUUAGCUUUUCUAAUUUGUUUUGAUUGCGUCUCAAACGAAAUUUGGUCAAAAAUUUUCAAUCAUUCGCACCAAUAUUGUGGUAUUUAUGGCUAUGUCGAUUUUCCAAAAGCCUUUGUCGCGUGACAAAAAUAGUUCAUAUGCGCAUUGCGAAAUUUGAAUUUCCCAUUGGGUCAUUAUGAAAAUUCCGUCUAAUUGCCUUUUUACUUUCGAUGUGAAUUUUUCGAUUUUACAUUGAAGCGAACAAAAGAGCAUCCUUGAGCCGGUGCCGUUACGAUACGGCGUGCGCGCUUCGAUUUCAAGGAAAUUGCUUAUCAGUUGACCACUUCCAUUCAACACCGUGAUCUCCCAUCGCAGUAUUCAACAAUGCACCACUAGAUAGUAAUGAGAAGAAGUAGAAACAAAACCCCGGCUCCACUUUUCGAUGACUGCAGUCAACCAAAAAACGCUUUUUAAUUGAAUAAUCGGUGAAUCGAUAUUGAAAACAUCGACACAGUGUUCCAUGCAUACUAUUUGCACAACGAAUAAAAACGGAAUUUAAAUCAAAGUUAAACAAAAGAGAAAUAAAACAACAACACCAUGUUGGCCGGAGAACCAGCAACGAAUUAUGGAAAUUUUGUUUACAUGCAUGUUCAUGUCGGGUUUUUUUUGUGUGUUCGCUUUUCUUUUCUCUAUUUUGGUUCGCAGUGCAUGUUUUUCAUUCGUUUGUUUCGCAAACUAUUACACUCAUAAAUCCAAAGACGUACAAAACAAAGAGCAAAUUGUGAAAUUUCAUCGAUGCAUAUCCUAUAAAUCCGUUCUUGUUUUAUGUUUAAUUUUCAUUGCACACAAAGUUCCCCAAGUGCGCUAGUUUACUGCGAUGAAUAUAAGACCAUACAAGAUAUCUGAUUGCUCGCAUUACGCAUUUUCUGUGAAUAUAAUUAUAGAUGAUUAAAAUUCGUUUUGGUUGACCUUCACUUUCUCCGUGACGCCGUAUCUCGCAAGCGAACAUUUCUAUUAUCAGCGUAUCCAAUUUUAGGGUCGAAAACAACCGAAACAUGGUGCAAUUUAUGUAAUAUACAUGUACAUAUGUAUAUCUAUGUUAUGCGUAGAAUCUGCCGUUCUGAAUCAUUGAUUCUAACUCAUCGCAAUUGUUGCACGUCACAUUCAGAAAGAAAGAAAAAGGAAAGUAUUAAAAUCUACCGAUGACGGUAAGCCUUACCAUCUCACACAUGAAGUUGAAGGAGAAUUAAUCCCUUUCUAUGCCACCAGCACACGUCUGAGAUUCAUUAAUCAUUCUGCUUUGGAUCGGAUUUACGGCGAAAAAUCUGGAGCAAAAUUUACCCGCCGACACGCAUCCGUUGUCUGUGAUAAAUGAUCUAGCAAGCACGUAUUGCACGGUAUCAACAUAAGUGCAUUAUCCGUAACUGAUUUCUACUUCGCGAGAAUGAACAUUUUGGGCUCAUUUAAGAUUAAAAAGUUUUCCAAUUAGUUUUUUCCAUUCAACACAUUUUGUCCUGAGCCAAGGUCAUGCAUAUGUUUGAAGCUAUUUAAACGGCGUACACAAUUUAAAAAUUCAAUUGAUUUAUGUUUGAUGCUGUACGUUCACACCUGAAGCUAUUUUUUGUUGACGUUUCCGCAUUGAAUAUAUACCAAAUUGUCUGUCUCUUUAAAUUCACGUCGCUGUGUGACGACGUCGACUGCAGGCGCGAUGUAUGACGAACACGUGGAGCAUGUGCGCACACAACAUCGCUCGCCAAAUGCGUCGUCCGUAAGCGGUGCGCGUGAGAUAAAUAAACAAUAAAGCUUAUUCCAAUGCUAGAGCAUUGCAAUCUGAAAAUACGUAAAAAGACUUUAUUUUGUUGAAUCCAACGAUUUAACAUUGAUUCUGUUUUUUCUCUUCGAUUUCAAAAUUAAACGCAGUGAAUUGGAUAAAUUUGUUUUUGCCAUUUCAAUGAAGUUGAAAAAAAAGUGGAUUUAUUUUUGGCGCUCUUCGUCUCUGCAGAAAAUGACACAUCGAAUGAAGAGAGUGAGAAGAGAGAAAAAAAAACGUAAUACGUAAAUACUGACUUUUUGACAUUUGCUGACUAAGAAUUUUGAGACAAGAAAAACCAAACAGCAAUGAAGUCACACUACUCAGAAUAUUCUGUGAUUUGAUUUUCAUGUGUGUUUUCUUUCGAAUUGACGUCUGGUGAUCGGAUUGUCUGUUGAUUGAUAUUCUUUCGUGAUUUUUUGUCACUUGGCAUCGGAAAAUGGCCUAACAUUUACGGUUUUAAGUGUAAAUAUUCCACAGUGUGAAUGUUUUUUCGUUGUUGUUCUGUGUGACGACAAUGAUGAUAUGAUCACACAGCAGCGGCAGCGUGACUCGAACUUAUUUUUAGCCAUUUUGCGCGUGUUCAAAGGAAAAUCUGUAGAAAAAUAAGAGAAAAAAAAAACUUAAUGAUUUUCUGGGAAAAUCGAGAUCUAUCUUUGACAGUUUCUUUUUCUUUCAUCGCUUCGAACACAAUUUUUGUUGCGCACUUUACACUCAAUUGAAUAUCCAUCUAUCAAAUUCCAUAAUUUGACUUAAAUUUCUACCAUUUCCCAGCAAGUGGAUCACAUUUUAAAUCGCCAACGAAAAACCCAAUAUAAUUAUAAAAUAAAAAGGAAAUUCAAUUUUUGCUUUAAUUUAUGUGCAUUUAUUUUUGGCGAAAUGGCUAAUCAAGUGGUUCAAGUUGUAGUACGUUGUGAAACGGCCUCUGAAACCGCACAUCUGGAUCUCUCCGAGUGCCAACUAGUACAAGUACCAGAUGCAGUUUAUCAUUUGAUGCGAAAUACUGAAUUGAAAACAUGUGACUUGAGCUCAAAUGUCAUCAAGAAAAUACCGCCAAAAUUUGCCAUGAAAUUCAGUUUGAUUACAGAUUUGAAUUUGAGUUUGAAUCAACUUAAUAAAUUGCCGGAUGAAUUGGCGGAUUUAACGCAAUUGUUGCGGUUGGAUAUUUCACACAAUUUGUUCUUGUCAUUGCCAAAGGUCGUGUUCAAAAUGCCCAAACUUCGACAACUUAAAGCCAACAACAAUGCAAUAAUCGAUGUGGAAAAUGACGAAAUCAUCGCAUCGGAUUCACUUGAAUUGGUCGAUCUCCGAAAGAAUCCAUUGACACCGCAGUGCUUGGAUCGGCUACGCAACGCUCGUGUAUCAUUUCAUAUUGAAUUGCCGGAACGUAUCAAAGAAGAUUGGGAGGAUUUAGAUGUUUAAGUUCGAUAGACCAAGAUUUGUUGCAACUUCGAUACAUUGAAUCCCAUUGGAUUUUCUAUAAUGUAGUAAACGUUGAUCGUUUUUAUUAGACAUUUUUCGAUAUGAUAUGUGAUGAUUUUUACAAGCAAAACACGUUUAGCGUUUAGGUUGCAAAUGCAUCAUUAGGUUAAUAAUAAGACAACAUGAUAAGCUUCUAUUCGCAUAAAUGAUAAUCGGGUGCAUUAAGAGAGUGAGACACAAUUCGUUAAAUCCAAUUCGUUUCAUAUUAAUUGUGAUUGUCCAUCAACUUGUCAUUUGUUUUUUGUUUUUUAUUUCUCGCUCUGCCAAGUAUUUAGUACAUUAUUGUGCGUCUCUCGUUUACAUUUUUCUUUGCAAGAGUGAUUUAAGAGUUGUCGUCUACGAUUAAAUCUCGAUUGCUAUUGUAUUUUAUGAGUAUAGUGCGAGUUAUUUUAGAAUGAUGGAAUCUCUUGUCCGAAUUACUGAUUCCAUCCAUGUGAGGCUAUUUUCAGUCAAGUCAAUCAAAUCAAUCUACUUACCUCAGUGAGGUCAGCACAACGAAACUGAUUGAUUUUAUGAAGAAAAAAAAUAAUAGAUUAAGUGCUGAAAUACUCAAUUCAAAGCAAAGACUGUUUGACAUCAAGCCGAUUAUUUACGCAUAUUUUGUUUCUAACCUUAUCCUUCUGUAAAUCGUUGUUUGAGAUGCUAUGUUUUUUUUUUUAAAGAAUAACAACACGUUUUUUUUACUUUUACGCAGUGAUUAAUGAAAUGAAAAUUGAUAAAUUAAGAGUGAUAUUGAAAGUGUAUAAUAACGAAAAUUUUGAGACACACCAAUUUGAAUGAACAAAAAAUUGAUAGAUAAGUUCGAUUUAUUGUAGUAUUUAUCUUUUUAUUUUACCAUUUUGUUGUAGUUCUUACCAAAUUUUUUCUUUCUGUUGACAUCUAAAUUAUUUGUACCAAAUCGAUAAAUUUUCGUAUAAACCUGUAUCACAAAUCUGUGCUCUGCCAAUUUUGAAUAAAUAAAAAAACCAAAUGGAACUACACGAAAAAAAA
This is a messenger RNA of Sitodiplosis mosellana (orange wheat blossom midge), 7493 nucleotides long. It is a transcript of the gene Sclp, whose product is annotated as leucine-rich repeat-containing protein 20. Gene Ontology annotation, molecular function: protein binding. Bases 5901 to 6443 code for a protein of 180 amino acids. Lineage: Eukaryota; Metazoa; Arthropoda; Insecta; Diptera; Cecidomyiidae. The record is from RefSeq and is a predicted model, not a curated record. The transcript has 4 exons.